GUGCAGUACUGUAUGUUGGCAUUAUGCCGUGAUCGCGUCCAUUGAUGUGCACACCGCACACAGACACAGACACAGACACAGACAGGCCGGCAGCCAGUCCAUUUGUGAGCCGCUCCCUUACAGUCCAGCUGGCCAGCAAGCUAUCCACACACUCAUGCACACACAUAUACACAUACACACCCACCCAUGUGAUUGAUGUGCACACAACACAGAACACACAAACGAAGUCAGCAAGGAAUUGUAUUCCAUCCAUCCAUCCAUCAGCAGGUCGGCUGGCUGGCUCGUUAGUCGGUCCUGAGCUUGGUGCCGCUGUCACUCUGCAGCGCCUUGCUGUGCGCGGCUUGUCCCUGCUGAGCCAGCAUCGGACACAGCUUCUUGUGGCGAGACCAAUCCAACACCUGCACACAACCACACACACAGCCACCCACAUGGACACGUGUACACGUGCGUAGGUAAGUGUGCGUGUGUGUUCGGGUGAGGGGAGACAGGCACACCUGGCAUUCGCGAGAGCAGUAGAACUCCCUGCGGCACUUGGAGCAACGCUUCUCGGCCUGCACACACACACACACACGAAGGGAUCGAUGCACACACACGUGUUUGUGUGUGUGUGUGUGGGUACCUACCGGUUUGCCGCACUGCGGGCAUGUUGGGUUGGUCUCCUCUAUCGUGUCCAUGUUGUCACACAACACACGCAUCAAACUGAAAGUCAAGACAAGACGAGUCAACAAAGACACAGCACAGGCAGAGAAACUCGUCGCUAAUGGGCUCUCUCUGUCUGUAUGUCUGUCUGUGUGUCUGUGUGUCUCUGCUCGUAUGGUGGGUGGGGAGUGUGUGUGACCUUCUGGUCUCCUCGGAAGUGUCUCUCUUCAGGAACACGUCGGCAAGCUGCCUGAAGCCACGGAGUGUCUGUGUUCUGUCUGUGUGUGGGCGUGGUGUGCGUAUCGGACAGAUAGGUGGGAUGCGCACCCACCUCUUUGCAAUUUCCUCCCACCGCCCUCUGUACUUGGCCAGCAACCCCUCACGAAUGGCAGCCACCUACACACACACUCACACAAUUGCUGUCCAUAUCCACUCGUGUCUUGCAUGUCAUGUGUGUGAUAGGCUGCCUCCCUCCCUGGGUACCAGUUCGACAAUGAAUGGUGAUGUGGACGGCGCGGCGGGGAGGUUCCCCUGGAUAGACAUCUCCUGCACGACACCGACACCAACCAACACACACACACACAUGUACACACAUUGGAUCGGAUCGGAUCGGAUCGCGUCCCUUCCUCCUUCUCUCCCUCUCACUCACUGACUCAGUCACGCACCUCGAGAACUCUUCUGAGGUCGAGGAGUGGGGGGAUCUGGUCGCACACCACCUCGCCCAGGUGCCGACGCAUCUGCAUCCAUCCGUACACACAUACAUACAUACACACAUAUCAUGUGUACGUGGGUGGUGUGAGUGAAUGUGUGGAUGCAUCCAUCUGAGUAUCUCUCUAUGUGGUUGGUUACCUUGAGCAAGUUCUGCUUGCGGAAGUUUGUUAUCUCAUAGCUGGACAGACACAGACAGACAAAGGAAGCUUGAAGGAUGGAUGGACACAUUCCGCCGCUCCCUCCCUCCCUCCCUCCCUCAUUUACUUGGCCAUGCAGUCACGGUCCAUCACAAGAUUGUAGAUCGACAGCAACACCUACACGCGAAGCACGAAACACCAUCCAUCCAUCCAUCCAUGAGACGAUCCAUCCAUAUGGAUGCAUGGAUCGUGUGUCUGCUUUACCUGUCCCUGCACUCUGGGCAUCGUCGAGUCGCCAUCAGCCACUGGCUGCCACACACUACACAGAGAGGUGCACACACACACGAGGAACCCACACAGCACAUGAACAGGCGGAUGGAUGAAUAGCGUGCCCAGCACCGUAGUGCGGUGCACCGCACCUGUUUUCGUAUUUCUCGACCCGGCCUCUGCUGUUUUCUCUCAGCCACGGCUGGGCGUCCAUCAGCGGCACCAAGGACAGCAGCCAAUCUACACAUCAAUCAGAGACACAGGGACACAAAGACACAAAGACAGACACAGAAAUAGAAAGUGGUCGCAUCAGGUCGGCGCGAAUGAAUGGGUCCCUCCCUCCCUCCCUCCCAUCUCAACUCAUCUCAUCUCUGUCAGCUCACUCACCUUGUUGCUCGACGAUUCUCUUGACGACCGGUUUGGGGAGCUCCUGGCUGUACUCUGUGACCGAGUGUGUGAGCGCUAUCGCACCCAUGCACACCUGGAAGGCGCUGUCGGCCUCCUGCCGACACAACACCUGCAGGCAGGGAUAUGCAUCCACACAUCCAGACAGACAGGCAGACAGACCAAUCUCUCAUCUCUGCGGGCCGACCUCUCUGUUCGUCGUGUCGCCAUUGCCGCUGCUGGUGGUGCUGGCGGUUCUGGAGGUGCUGGUGCGAGUAGUGUUGUGUGUGAGUGCGACGGCUGCCUGCAGCCGGCGGUGCAUGUAGUCGACGAGGUCGACGAGGGCGUCUGUGGCGGCCAGUGCGGUGACGGUCUUCUUGUGGAAUACCAUGCACUCCAGCAGGUUGACCAGAAUGGACUCGUGCAGCAGCUGAAAAGAGGGGGAGGGAGGGAGGGACCUAUGUGCCAUUUGUGCCGUGCUGCGUACGGGGAUGUAGUUUUUGAUGGCUGGGAGGUCGACGAAGGAGUCUUGUUUGAGCAGGUGGGGCAGCACGCACUCACGCCAACACUCAAUCACCACCAACUCAUGAACCAACACCUCCAACUACACACACAACACACAUCUAUAGUCCGCCCCCCCUCCCUCCCUCCCUCCCUCUCUCUGCCUCUCUGCCCAUGCGUGUCCAACCUUUUCGUGCGUGAUGAUAAGAUCCACCACGUACUCGUCAUUGGCGUGCUGGGCCUGCAAGUGCGCCAAAGUGUUCAGCCGCUGCACAGUCGUGUGCUGACCCAACCACCUGCACACGCACACAAAUACACAAACAGACAAAUCAGCACAUUCAUGACGCACACACACACCCUGCCGGUGGAUGCAUUUCGCUUCCACAACUCACUCACCUUGGCGUGCCGACAUCCUCUAUGCUGAAGGUCUUGAGGCCCUGGACGAGGUGCUCGGCCUCGAAAGGCGUCAGGUCGCUGCCGCCAGACACCGACGACGUCAACAGUGACUGCAUCCUGUGUAGGGUGGGUCAAGUGUGUCAUGCAGCUCAGACAGAGAGGAGACG
Messenger RNA from Vitrella brassicaformis, 3202 nucleotides. The record is from the annotation of a GenBank genome assembly. Lineage: Eukaryota; Vitrellaceae.